Molecule: messenger RNA, 1983 nt
Organism: Salvelinus sp. IW2-2015
Lineage: Eukaryota; Metazoa; Chordata; Actinopteri; Salmoniformes; Salmonidae
Product: homocysteine-responsive endoplasmic reticulum-resident ubiquitin-like domain member 2 protein
Biological process (GO): endoplasmic reticulum unfolded protein response
Molecular function (GO): protein binding
Source: RefSeq, a predicted model, not a curated record
GGACACGAUGACGUAUAUCCGCUUUCUUUUAGCUAUCGGCUGGCUAGCAAGCUAACAACAACAACCGUUCGGAUAUUCAGAUUACAUUGAAGGACGUGUAAUUGAAUUUCACAGGUGAUCAAGGCAAAGUACAGUAAUUGAGCUUUACAGGUGAUCAAGGCUUAGUACACCCCCUGGAAGCUAAGUUUUCAAUGCGGUGACCAAGUAUCAGCUAAUGUUACAUCUUGCAGCUGGAUAGCAUUUUGUAGUCGUCCGCAUUGGAAGAGACCAUUCUGUUGUUCCAGCCCAACAUAUCUGGGCUAUGUGCAAGGCACCAUAAGACUCCAAGAGGACACUAACAGAUGGUGUAAAACAUGGACCAGGGUGUUGCCGACAGUCCUGCUAUCAUUGUCAUUAAGGCACCCAACCAGAAGUAUGAUGACCAGACAAUCAACUGCUUCCUGAACUGGACAGUGGAUCAACUAAAAACCCAUAUCUCACAUGUGUAUCCCAGUAAACCGAGCUCCAAAGACCAGAGGCUGGUGUAUUCUGGGAAGCUGCUCUUGGAUCACUUAACACUGAAAGAUGUGCUCAGAAAGCAGGAUGAGUAUCACAUGGUCCACCUGGURUGUGCAUCACGCACCCCUCCUGGGUCCCCCAAGGUCCUCAGGAGCCACAGUAACAAGGCCACUGGAGUCCCCUCUACUAGCUCCACGAUGGGUCAGAGCCCCAGUGUCCCCUCCCAGAGUCAAUCAACCUCCUCUGAAGAGAGCUUUGACGGGCUGAGACAUCGGACAGGCCCCGCCCCUAACCAUGCAGCACACCCUGCCUUUAUGCAAGGCUACAUGUGGAACCAGUUCCCGCCACAGCAAGGCCCUCCCACCAACAUGCCAGCCUACCCUGGCAUACAGUACAAUCCCAUGACGCUGCUGUGGUGGCAGCAGGUGUACGCCCGGCAAUACUACAUGCACUAUCAGAUGUUGGCUGYCUCGUCUCACCAUCUCAGGCCUGACCUGCUCUCGGCCCAGCCUGGCCAAUCAGAUCCUCUGAACCCGCCUCCCCCGGAGGAGCGCCAUGGCGACCCCAACAUCCAGUUGAAUGCCCAGGGAGCGGAGGCGCUGCUGAACGAGGAGGAUCAGAACUGUGAUUGGCUGGACUGGGUGUACACUGUGUCAUGCGCCGCCAUCUUGCUCAGCAUAGUCUACUUUUACUCAUCCUUUAGCCGCUUCGUCAUGGUGAUUGGUGCCAUGUUGCUGCUAUACCUGCACCAAGCAGAGUGGUUCCCCUUUAACCUGGAGAACGAACUUCAGAACCCUGGGGACGGGCCCCACCAGGACGAGAUGGAGGCUGACCUUCAUCAUGACCUCCAAGAGACGGAGCGGGUGAUGGAUGACGGCUUAGGGGAUGAUGAUGCGGACAGUGGAGAGGAAGGACCAGAGGAUCCCAAUGGUAUUCCCCAUGUUGGCUUCCUCAAUACAACUUGGUCAUUUAUUGUCACGUUCUUCAUGUCUCUUAUACCUGAGGGGCCCCCCAAUGCUGCCAACUGAGGCAAUGAGCCAUGGAAGUCAGAAUGCCACUAGUGACUGGACUGAAUACACUAUCUUAGUAUGCCCAGUGAGUUCACCCCUAGGUCUACACAAUCAUUGUACAUCUACCUGAUCACAGGGCACUACCGAAGAACUGAAUGGUCACAGACAAAAAGGUUUUGAAGUGAACAACAGAAUGACACUUUGGGGGAAAAUGACAUAAUUUGAAACUUUCAAUAUCAUGAGAUCUAAAUAUUCUUCAGUAUAAUCUUCUCGGUCGUUGUAGUAUAGGAAACUAUGACUUGUAAGAAGACGGAGAACAUUUAUCCCUGUGUAAUAUUAUCUGUUUAAUACAAUGAUAAUUAGCCCUAUUUCUGUGUGAAAGAAUAAUCAAGUAUGUACUGUCUGUAUAGUUGCAAUAAUUGUUAAAUUGUAUAAUAAGUGUAUUAUGUUAAUAUAAACUUCAAGCAAUCAGUUA